AUGGGCACCGAUGUAUCCGCCAGAUUUCACGAAUUUCAGCUCUCCAUCAAAAGAAAAAUCGAUUGCAAAGAGCAUUUAACGUUGGAGGAAAACGUGCAACACAUUCUCGCUUUGCCGCCCAUCCUACUUUUGAAACCAGCUCGUACACACGCCGACCUGCAUGAAUACAUUAGUUUAAAUACGUUUGAUGCUCUAGCAGCGCACAUUUUGACAAGCAACAGCAUCGCUCAUCAUAAGUUUCCCGCGGUAACAAAGGCAAAACUUGAACAAAUUGUGGAGGAGGUGGCCGUUGUUGUGUCUAUGGCAAGUUCUAUGUCAAAUGCUUCCAGUGGAACAAGAUCCUGCUCGCGACUCGAUGCCAGCCGUCAAAUCACAGCAUUAUUGAAAGGUGAUACAAUGAAUUCGACUAACAAGAUCCUGUUGACUGUAAGAAACAUGGUGGAGACGCUUCCCCGACGUGUUUUUGAAAAAGGUCCACAAAAAACGGAGCUCAUUACAAGGCAUUUUCAAUCAAGUCUGGCGCCAUUGUUUGAAGAUAUUGACAAAGAUGUCAUCUUCCGGUGGACGUCGGUCAGCGAUGAUGACAAACCAGCAAUGAUACGACCAGAUGCCUCAAUCAACAUUGUGCGUGCACUUAACCAUCGUCUGGUUGGAUUGGAUCUAGUGCGGGUUGCACAUUUAGCGAAAAUUGCCUCAGACAAACACAAAGCAAGAGCCACGUUUGCAUUCAUUGUUGUUGGCAACCACGCCACAUUUUAUCUCUUAUGUCGUGCCCAAUACCACUUAUACACCAUGUCUGAAGUUGAACAUGUCCAGCUUCCGUUGGCAUUGGAUGAAAUUCCUAUCUUUAUUGCACAACUGAACAAGAUCUGCAACAUCAUUGCCAGUUUUAACUAUGUUCUCAACUGCGACAGUCAUGAUUAUGGCGAUCAUCCACCAACCCUCCGCGACCAUCUGCUUCUGGAAGCCAUCGACCAAAGAAUAUCACGCAAAAGAAAAUCAAUCACCAGUCAUUAUAACCACUGA
Molecule: messenger RNA, 1026 nt
Organism: Rhizopus microsporus ATCC 52813
Lineage: Eukaryota; Fungi; Mucoromycota; Mucoromycetes; Mucorales; Rhizopodaceae
Exons: 6
Coding region: 1-1026 (341 amino acids)
Source: RefSeq, a predicted model, not a curated record